GGAUGAGAACCAGGGAACAGAUGGAAUCUCCAUGGGAUAUUUUUUGGGGGAAGAAACCCAGGUCAGCCAGUCCCGCUGGGCAUCUCCGGUGGCACAGGGAAGCCCUGGAGGUGACCGAGCCUCAGCCACGGCCCGGCUCUGUCCCGGAGCUCCAGGGCUUUCCAACACCUCGGGAUUUCCCAUUUCACCCCAGGGGAGCUCAGGGAACUCCGGCUGGAGCUCCUAUGGAGCUGGAGUUCAUUUCCAGUCUUAAUUAGGGAUUUGACCUCACGUGCUUCCUCCCGAGGGUCACCUCCGACCUCGUGACCGGGGACAGGAGGCAGGGAAUGGCCGGAGCCGUGUCAGGGCACGUUUCUGUGGGAAAUCGGGGAAAGGCUCUUCCAGCAGAGGGUGGUCUGGCACCGACCAGGCUCCCCGCGGAACGCUCACGGCCCCGAGGCCGCCGGAGCUGCAGGAGCGUUUGGACAGCGUUCUCAGGGCGGGUUUGUCGGGCAGGGCCGGGAGGCGGCGGCGGGCGAUGCCCGUGUCCCGCCGCUAUUCCCGGCUCCCUCACACCGCGCCGCCCGCUCCGACCGAGCGCCCUCAGCGCCGGCCCGGCCCCGCCCCCGCGCGCGCCCCGCCCUUCCCGCCACGCCCCCGCCAAUCAGCGCCGGGGGGCGGGGCUGCCGCGGGGCGCGGGAACCUCCGGGCCGCGCUCCCAUUGGCCGGAGCCCGCGCGCCGCCGGGCCCGCGCGCGCCGCCAUCUUAGCGCGGGAGGCGCGCGGGGCUGAGGGGCGGCGGUGGCGGCGUCGCCAUGAGCGCUCCCGGCCCCGAGCCCGAGCCCGCCGCGCCCGGCCCCGGGCCAGAGCCCGCCCCCGCCGCUCCCGAGCCCAACGCCGGCUCCAGCCUCGGCCCGCUGCUCCGCACCCUGCAGGACCCCGGCGCGCCGCCGGGAGAGCUGACGGACGCGCACCUCACCAUCGUCAGCCGCUUGAGUGGUGAAGGAGGCAAAGCAUUCACUGCAGAUUUCAGGAAACACUUCCCUCAGCUCUGCAAGGUGUUCAAGGCACACAUUUCCAGUCCAAACUUGGAGCUCAGUAAUGCAGCAUUGCAGGCCUUGGGCUUCUGCACUUUUAAUUCAAACAACACAGCUGAAUUAUCUGGCACUGAAAUGCAGGAGCUGCUGGCAGCAGUGAACAGCGUUGCUGUGAAAUCCUCGGACAAGAACACUCGCACUCGGGCACUUUGGGUCAUCUCCAAGCAGGCAUUUCCUCCAGAAAUUGUUAGAAAGGAGGUGUCCAAUAUUCUCUCUACCCUGGAAACAAUCCUGACUAAAGGAGAAGUUCAGUCAGUUGUGGUCGAAUAUGAAGCACUUAAUGUCAUUAUCCGCUUAAUGGAGCAAGCCCCGGCCCAGAUGGGAGAAGAGGCUGUGAGGUGGGCAAAGCUGAUCAUCCCCCUGGUUGUCCACUCGGCUCACAAAGUGCAGCUAAGAGGUGCCACUGCCCUGGAGAUGGGAAUGCCACUGCUCCUGCAGAAGCAGCAGGAGGUGGCAGCUGUCACCGAGCACCUGAUGACCACAAAAUUAAUUUCCGAACUUCAGAAAUUGUUUUCUUCCAAAAACGAGACCUUCGUGCUAAAACUGUGGCCCCUGUUUGUCAGAUUGCUUGGAAAGACUCUGCAUCGCAGUGGCAGCUUCAUCAACUCCCUGCUGCAGCUGGAGGAGCUGGGCUUCCGCAGCGGCUCCCCUGUGGUGAAGAAAAUUGCCUUCAUUGCCUGGAAGAGCCUCAUUGACAACUUUGCUCUAAAUCCAGACAUCCUGUGCAGUGCUAAGAGGCUGAAACUGCUGAUGCAGCCCCUGAGCUCCAUCCACGUGAGGACAGAGGCUCUGGCCCUGACCAAGCUGGAGGUCUGGUGGUAUUUGCUGAUGAGGCUGGGACCUCACCUGCCCUCAAACUUUGAGCAGGUUUGUGUCCCGCUCAUCCAGAGUACCCUGAGUGUGGAUCCUGCUGCUGCAUUCCCGGGAACGCCCUCACGGCCAAACAACCCCAGCCUGGGCUCAGCAACCCCUGGGCAGAAACCAGGUGCUUUGCUGUUCGUGAGCCCGGGCACACCCAGGAUGGCCGUGAGCAGCAGCUCAGCAGGAGGGCAGCUCUUCCCUUCCAUCCAGCUCCUGGGCAUGGAGAUGCUGCUCCACUUCCUCAUGGGACCUCAAGUUGUGGAUUUUGCUAAGCAGAACAAGCUCGUGCUCAGUUUAGAGCCUCUCCAGUACCCACUGAUCAGUAGCCCUUCUUUUUUUUGUAAGCAUGCCAGCACUCUGAUAAAUGCUGUUCAGGAUGGCUUUAUUGCGAUUGGAAAAGAAGUUCCUGAUUGUUUGCUGAAUGUUAUCUGGAAGGACAUAAAUGGAUAUGUAAAAACAGCAAUUGAAGCAGGAAACAAGAAGGAGAAGCAGGGCUCAGAGAUCCUGACCCUGUUACUGCAGGCCCUGAAGAACACGGUGAGCUCCAACGCUCUGCCUGUGCCCAGAGUCCUGUCUCUCAUUGACAUCACUGUCAGGGAGUUGCCUCCAAAAGUGUUGGGAUCCCCAGCUUACCAGGUUGCUGAUAUGGAUCUUUUAAAUGGAACUCCGGCUCUGUUCCUGAUCCAGCUGCCCUUCCGGAACAACCUCUUGCCGUGCUGCGUGUUGGAUGAGAGGUUCUUUGGGAUCCUGGAGGCUCUGGUGGGCUUUGCCCUGUCCGGGCCCACCUCUGCGCUGGCUUUCAGCGAGUCUGUGCUCUGCGUCAUCGCUCAGAGCGCAGCGCAGGUGGGCAGCAAGGAGCACCUCUGGAGGAUGUGGAGCAUUGUUGUCAACCCUCUGACCGACUGGAUUAACCAGAAUAACGAGGUGAACCAGGGGGAUGCCCUGGAACACAACUUCAGUGCCGUGUACAGUGCUUUGUUGCUGCCAGUAUCCCACAUUUUCCCCACUCAGGGAUUCCCACAGCCAACCCUGAAAUCCCUGCUGCGCUCCUGGUCUGACCUGUAUCGAGCUUUUGCUCGCUGUGCUGCCCUGGUGGCAACAGCAGAAGAAAACCUGUGCUGUGAAGAGCUUUGUGCCAAAAUAUUAUCUGGGCUAGAAGGUGAAACUCCAGUAGUGUUUUCCAUGCUGGAAGGUCUCACCCACCUUGUGUCAGUCAUGGUUGACUGCAUCAACUUUGCACCCUAUGGCACGAAAUUCCAGCCCAAAAACAGAUCUCCGCAGACCCCCACGGACUGGGCCAAGAAGAAGAAGGAGCCCCUUGGCAAGCUGAGCUCUCUGUUCAAGCUGCUGCUGCUGCUGCUGAACUCCUUCCACGAGCUGAGCGGCGGGGAGCAGCACGCCGAGGCGCUGCUGGCGCUGGGCCCGGCGCUGCUGGGCGCCCUGCACGCCGCCAUCGGCCGCAUCGCGCUGCCCUCCCUGCUGGGCGCCGCCCUGGCCACCUUCUCCCAGCCCCUGGCGCUCUUCUACCAGAAAACCAAGCUCCCUGAGGUACCCAAAGUCUACAGCAACCUGAACAACAAGCUGGAGAAGCUGCUGGCAGAGAUCCUGCAGUGCCUGCAGUGCCACUGCCCGGGCUCCUGUGACACUGAGCUCCUGCAGCAGCUCAGCCCCGUGCUGUGCGUGGCCUUCCAGCACAGGAGCAAGCAGAUCCGCCAGCAGAGCGCCCAGCUCUGGAACUGCACCUUUGCCAAGGCCUCCUCCCUCACCUACCCCGAGGAACUCAAGUCUGUGCUAAGCCAAGCCAAAAAGAAAAUCCCUCUGCUGCUGCCUGGGUUUGAAAGCAUCGAGGUGUCUGAGGAGUGCAGUGGGCCCUUCUCUGACCUGAUGGAGAAUUCCCAGCUGGAUGCAAAGAUCAGUGGAAUGGAGGUGAAGGUGGGACAGAAACGGGAUUCAAUAUUGGCACAGACAGCUGACCCCAAAAGCGAUGGCAAAGACAAGUCCAGCAACGUGCAUGCAACACCUGCAAAGUUAAAGCUAGAAUUUUCAUCUGCUAAGACAACAAGUGAGACGCUUCUGGAAGAGGAGAAGUCUGUUGAUUUUGUGUUUAUUCCUCCAGAAACAAAACCAAGAAUAUUGACAGAACAUCAGAAAGAAGUGCUUAGGUCAAAGAGGGCUGACAUUCCUGCCAUGUACAACAACUUGGAUGCUUCCCAGGACACCACCUCAUUUUCCCAGUACAGCCAGAGCCAGGAGGAUUCUUUGGAAAUGCCACCUUCAGCAGAAAAUGCCAAAGAAGACCCUGCAGACCAACCUCAGGAGGAAAACGUGGGGAGUGAAGGAUGUCACUCAGAGGAGAGCCCAGCCGGCAGCAGCGAGGGGGAGGCCAAAAAUGAGACAGCUGAGAUGAUCGCAGAGGAAACGUCCGUCGGAGAGGGGUUGGAUUCCACAAGUUCUGUGGAAGCAGCUCCCCAGGAGGCCUCAGCAGGGAAGGAGGACACCUCAGAUGUCACCAACAGCUCAGCCUCCAGUGGCAUCAUCUCUGGCACCCCCCAGCCCGUGAGCAGGCGCCAGUCCUUCAUCACCCUGGAGAAAUUUGGGGCUGCAGAGAGCAGGCCCUUCAGCCCAGCCCCACUGAGCUCUGUGUCAGAGCAGCCUGGGAGUCCUCCUGAGGCAGCCACGCAGGAGAACAGCGGUGGCAGCAAGGCUGGUGCUAAAGCAGAGAGAUCUGGAGAGGAAGAUAAAAACCCUCCCAAACCCGAGCCCGCCGCGGUCGCCCGCAGGGUGACGCGCCGCCAGAGCAGGAUGGAGCUGCAGGGCAGUAAAUCCAAGCUCCAGAGCAGGUCGGAGGAGUCCCUGGCCCCUGACAGCCUGGAAAGCAGUGCUGAGCUGGGCUCUGCAGUGCAGGAUGUGGAGCACAUCCUGCUCAGCCACUCCCAGGCUCUGCUCUCCACGGAAGCAGACAUCCAGAAAGCCGAGGACGUCAUCGCGGAAAUGGAGCAGGCCCAGGGGCUGGACAUGGACUCGAAAGAAAACACCCCCCCAGAGAGCAGCAGCUGCUCCGAGCAGGCCCCAGGGGAUGACAGCCAGGUGGCACAAGCGUCCCCGCAGCAGAAGCAGCUGCGGCGCUCCUCCCGGAGACGCUCGGAGGCUGUGGAGAGCUCCUCGGGCAGCCAGGACAAGGAGGAUGGGCUCCCCAAGAGAGACAGGAGGAAAGAGGAGGAGAAAGCUGGCCAGAAGAAACCGUCCCAGGGGAAAGGUGACGGAUCCCAGAAGCAGAAGGGAAUUCCUGGGAAAACGACGGAAAACACAAAAGAGAGCAGCCAGCCUGAGAGAGGGGCGGAGGGCUGGAGCUCCAAGGACUCUCCUGCUUGCAGGGGCCUGGAGGAGGAGGGCAGCAGAGGCGGCAGGAGGGCAGAGGAUGCCCCCAGGGCAGAGGGGGAAGGUCAGGGCAGCCUCAGCAGCUCAGGGCAGAAGAUGGAGCGCCCACGGUACCACACCAGGAGGUCUUCCCAAGGGUUGCUGUCCAGCAUAGAAAACUCCGAGGCUGACAGCUCUGAGGGCAAGGAGGAGAGCACAAAGAAGAAAAAGCCCGUGAAAGUGAGGAGUAGAAGCAAUUCUCUUGAAGGUAAAUUGAAAGAGGGACAGGCAGGGAGCAAGAGCCUUGAGGGAUCUGCCCAGGGAAAUGAAACUAAGAGUCCACUGGAGGUCGGUAAAGGUGAGCCUGAGGUCAGCACAGGUGCUGCAGUGCCAGCUGAGCCAGGUGACCUGGAAAAGCAGGAAAUUGCUGCAGCUGCUGGAGAAGCUGUGGGCUCUGGCAGCUCUGAGAAUCCAGAGGACAGCAGCGUGGAGCAGAGCAAGGGUGAUGCGUCCAUGGAGUCGCUGGGCAGCCCCUGUGUGUCUGAGCAGGAUGGGAGAGCAGCAGAGGAGAGCAAACAGGAGGAGAAGCAGAGCAGCACAGGGGACUGUGCCCCAGCAGCGAGUGUCCCAGGUGCUGAGCCCUCCUCUUUGCAAAGCCCUGAGUGUCACAACAAGAGAAGCAAAAGGGUGAAGAAAAUCAAGAGCUGUGAUUGCUGCUUCAAAAAGCCAAAGCAGCAGGUGACUGAAUCGAAGUUCACCGAGUCCAAAAAGGAGAAAGCUGAGCUGGAGGAGGCUGAGAGCAGCCCAGUUCAGAGCCCAGUCCAGAAUGUCUCUGGGCACUCGGAUUUGGAGGAGAGGCUGGCCCUGGCUCCGUGUGGAAUGAGCACUCCACUGCACCCUCCCAAGGAAGCCAGCACCUUCAGCUUGGACAGGCAGGAGAUGGAUGUGGAAAACCUGCAGGGAAGCUGUGUGGGGGUGGAGGAGGAGAAUCUAGAGGGUUCAGCAGCUGAAACCACCGAGUCCAUGGAGGAAAUAAAGGAACCUGCUGAGCAGAAGGAGCAAACAGAACAGGUUCUGCCUGAGAGUGUUCCUGAAGAGCCCAGGGAGAGCUGCCUGGACUCAGGGGACCGAGGGGAAGAACCAGCAGCUGCAGAAAAAGAGGAAAUAAAUGAAAAUGGACAGCUGGAGGAGGUCCCUGAGGAGCUGAAUGUUGACAGCAAACCUGAGGAAAAGGAGGUGAAGGAGCUAGAGGGAAAUCAGGAGGAUAAAGGAGAAGCUGAGAACCCUGCUGGAGAGACUUGUGUCGUUCCAGAUCAGGAGAUGAAGGAGGAAUUGGUGGAAACUGAAAUCAAAGUGCCUGAAAACGUGGCCUUGGCAGAUCAGAGUGUGGAUUCCCCUCUGAAGGUGGCAGGGGAUCCCUCCGUGCAGGUGGCUGAAAGCCCCACCAGCCUCCAGGCCCGCUGCACGUGGUCCCCCUCAGCCUCCCCGUCCACCAGCAUCCUCAAGAGAGGGGUCAAGAGGAGCCAGGAGGAUGAUUCCCUGUCACCCGCCAAUAAGAUCCGUCGAGUCUCUUUUGCAAACCCCAUUUUCCAGGAGGGCCUGGCAGACGACAUCGACAGGAGGAGUCCCGUCAUCAGAUCCCAUUCCUCACCCUCCUCCAGAAGCCUUAAAAUCCUCUCUAACAUGCAGAUCACAGAGAUGGCCAAGGAGUCCCUGCCGUGCCUUUCGGAGUUCGUGUACCCUGCCUUGGCUGGCUGCAAAGCCCCUGUGGAUGUCAUUCUACCUCAGAUCACAUCCAACAUCUGUGCCAGGGGCCUGGGGCAGCUCAUCCGAGCCAAGAACAUCAAGACCGUGGGAGACCUGAGCACUCUGACAGCCCUGGAGAUCAAAACCCUCCCCAUCCGCUCCCCCAAAGUCUCCAAUGUCAAAAGAGCUCUGAAGGGAUACCACGAGCAGCAGGUGAAAUCUCGAGUGUUCGAGGAAAGCACAGUGCUGGAAGAUGCUGAGAAGCCUGGAAAUGAUGUGGAGGAGAAAUCUCUGAGUGGAGAUGAGGAAAAACUUGCAGCAGACUUGGUGGACACGGGCAGCAGCAGCAGCAGCAGCGAGCAGCCCCCCGUGGAUCUCCUGGGGCAGGUGCAGGCCCUGGCAGCCCAGCUGAGCUCCGAGGAUCUCCAGGGCUACUCGGGCAGGCAGCUCCUGGAGGUGCAGGAGAAGCUGCUGGGGAUGGCCUCGUGCAUCACCAGGACGCUGCAGGCCCGCGGGCACUGCCCUCCCCAGCAGGGCCCCGAGUAGCCGAGCCCUGCCCUGUGAGGAGGACUGGGCUCCAGCGC
Molecule: messenger RNA, 7623 nt
Organism: Motacilla alba alba
Lineage: Eukaryota; Metazoa; Chordata; Aves; Passeriformes; Motacillidae
Product: telomere-associated protein RIF1-like
Exons: 34
Coding region: 794-7585 (2263 amino acids)
Biological process (GO): telomere maintenance
Cellular component (GO): nucleus
Source: RefSeq, a predicted model, not a curated record